Messenger RNA from Aureococcus anophagefferens, 1407 nucleotides. RefSeq lists its product as hypothetical. Gene Ontology annotation, molecular function: protein binding. The annotation marks the transcript as partial. NCBI's taxonomy places the organism in Eukaryota, Pelagophyceae, Pelagomonadales, Pelagomonadaceae. The record is from RefSeq and is a predicted model, not a curated record. The transcript has a single exon.
AUGCGGGCGCGGAACGACGAGUUGGAGACGGGCGAGGCCGUCGAGCUCGAGCGCCAGCUGUCGGCGGCGGCGGACGCCAAGGCCCGCGCGACGCCGGAGACGCCGCUCGGCGCCAAGCACUCGGUUUUCAGCGACAGCGACGCGGAUCUCACGCCCGUGACCACGCCGGGGGGCGGCGUCGACUGGCAAUGGUCGACGGUCUGGGAGGAGGCCUUCGAGAGCGCGGAGGCGGCGAACGACGACUUCGAGCUGCAGCACGCGACGGCGCUGAGCCUGCUGGAGGCGCACGAGCGCGGCGCGCUGCCCGACAAGGACCGGCCAUUCGUCGGCUGGGCCCAGGCCUUGGUGGCCGUCGCGAGCGAGAUGAACGGCCUGCAUUGGGCGCAGGAGCCUCGGGGCGCGCGGCGCCUCCACAGCGACCUCGUGCGCCAGCGCUUCGCCGUCGAGCUCCGCGUCGCGCAGGAGACCGCCUUCGAGGACAGCGCCGCGCGUGCCGAGGCCGCGCAAAGCGCCGCUGUCGGCGGCGACGACGAGCGUUCCGCGUGCGUUGCCGCGGCCCUGGCGCGCUGCGAGACCCUGCGGGGCGCCGUCGCCGUCGCGCGGGGUCGCUGCGUGCGGAACGGCGCGGUCCGCGACGCGAACCUCGAGCUCGGCUACCUCACGAUCCGUGGGCUCCUCCACCGCCGCGAGGACCUCCCGAGCCACGCGACCGAGAUCUACGACGCCCUCACGAGCCGGGCCGAGGCCGAGGCCGAGGCCCACCGCCGCGGCGACGCCGCCGGCCCCGACGGCGACGGCGACGGCGACAUCGGCGACAUCGGCAGGGGCCGCCGCGGCGCCCGCGGCGCGGCGCCGUCGGCCAUCGCCGCGGACCUCGUCGCCUGGUGCGCCCUCGAGGCGGAGCUCGGCACGGUCCAGAAGCGCCUGCACGGCAUGCUCGGGGACGACGGCGCCUCGGACCAGGCCAAGGCGGCCGCGGUCUGGAAGCUCGCCGCGAGGCGCGGCGCCGACGACAAGGCGGCCGAGGACGAGGGGCCCAAGGACGGGGCCUACGACGCCGGCGGCGGCGCGGUUUCGUCGGACGGCGACGUCCUCUGGCACGAGUUCCUGGACCUCGACACGAACUAUUGCUACUACGUCAACACGGCUACCGGCGAGAGCCAGUGGAACCCGCCCGACGAAUUCUUGCCGCUCGACGAGUCCGUCGAGGUCGCCGCGGGCCUCGCCGAGGAGCAGGCGGCGGCCUACCACGCCGAGGCCGCGCAUGCGGCCUACAAGGAGGAGCUCCCCACAUCGGAGUACUGGGACGAGCCAAAGGCGGCCAAGGACCCGCCGCGCGCGCCCGAAGCGGACGCGGCGCCCGCGGAGGCCAAGGCCGAGGCCAAGGACGACGGGCCGACCUUCAAG